AUGCGGCGGGGCGCUGCGCUGCUCCUGGUGGCCGUCUUCUCCGUCUUCGCCGUAGCGAAGUUGAGCCGGGGUAGUGCUGAUACGCCACCAGCCGAAACAAAUGGUGAUAGCUCUAGUGCACAGUCAGGCCUUGGGAAAUUGGAACAGCAUGAUCAGACAAAUCCUAAUCCUAAUAAAGAGCAUGUGAUCCACCAGGAAGGAGUCAGCAAUGAUAUUGGUGACAACAAUAAGAAGGAUAACUCAACAGAAGUAACCAGCAUCAGAAGAGAUGACUCGGUACCGCAGCCAAAGGACAAAGAUAACAGCAUAACAAAGCCUUCACAAGCACGAGAUUUCUUGGAAGAUCCUCUUAUCAAGGAGUGUGAUCCAUCACAUAGAUGUAUCAUUGAAAAUAAGAAAUUCAUCGCCUGCUUGAAAGUUUCUGGAGAAGACUCAUCAGCUCUAUCACUUCUGAUGGACAACAGAGGCAUAAACCCACUUGAUGUUAGCAUCACGGCCACAGAUUAUGUCACUUUAGCUGAAGAUGCCAUCCAUGUUGAAGCAAAUGAUCACAAUGAGGUGAGAGUUUCUGUUAGUGAUGAUGCAAACAAGGCGACAAUAGUCCUCAAAGUUGCAGAAAACUCCUGUAACAUUAGCAUUCACAAUGCAAUCACAAGGGAGACUGGCAGAGUUAUUCGGAUGCCACUUACAUCAACAUACACGCUGCUGCCUAUCUUUCUUCUCCUUGCUGUGGUGGGAGUGUGCAUCAUGCUUCGGAGGACACGCAAGCAAGAUGGCGAACCUGCAUAUCAGAAGCUAGACAUGUCAGACUUACCGGUUUCGGUUGGAGGCAAGAAAGAACCUGAUCAUCAGUCUGAUAAGUGGGACGACAACUGGGGAGAUGACUGGGACGAUGAGGAAGCUCCGAUGACACCAUCCAAACCUCUGCCCAACCCUUCGUCCAAAGGUCUCGCUCCGAGGAGAUCGACAAAAGAUGGCUGGAAAGACUAG
Molecule: messenger RNA, 990 nt
Organism: Miscanthus lutarioriparius
Lineage: Eukaryota; Viridiplantae; Streptophyta; Magnoliopsida; Poales; Poaceae
Source: the annotation of a GenBank genome assembly